AUGUCUGCUCAAGACUAUGUCGCAAAAUACCCUCGCAGGCGCGAGCUCCUCAAGACAGUCGACACUUACUGGAUAGACGACCCAUACCGGCCGCCUGGACAACUCGACUCGUCGCUCAAGAAGCACACGACUUUAAUCAAUCGCCUCAAGGCCGCACUGCUUAUUGGUCCCGUUGAUGCCAUUAUCAAGGAGAUUGAUGGCCUUGUGCUGUCCAAGUAUACGGCCGAGAUAGUCGCGGCUGUCGUCGACGGCGCGAGCCGCGGACGCGGCGACCCCGAGGUCGCUGUCGAGAUCAUUGUGUACUUGCACAAACGACUCGCUCCUGAGUUUCUCCCCCAGCUGCUUCCCCCGCUGUUGACCAUCCUCGCACCCGCACCUCCACCAGCCAAAGACGCGUCUGAGAAGGACCGCGAGAAGGAGGACAAGGAGCGUAUCUCGCGCCAGCGCCCCGUCCUCCGUAUCGUGUCUGAGCUGGCCAUGCUCAUGGCCUGGCCUGAGGGCGCGCUCAAGGGCGCGGCCGAGGUCGGCAAGGUUCUCAAGUCACUCAUGACGAGUGACCCCCAGUACACCAACAUCCCCCUCAUGUCUACCUUCCUUAAGCACUUCAGCCGAGCGUACCUCGGUUCGGUCCCACCUACGGACGGUGCCGCACCCGAAGCGCUUCCUGACGGUGUCGAGGAGCUCAUCCCCGCCGAGGUCCAGAGACAGAUGCGCGAACUCUUUACUAAAUACUUUGACACGGCCAGCAAGACGCUCGUCAAGGGUCAGCUCGACAAGCGCAACCACGAGGCGUACAUCAAGUCGGGCGAGAUCUUCGAGGACCGCCAGCACGCGUACGAGCGCAUGACGCGGGCCGUCGAGCGCCUCACCACCGGUGUUCAGGGCCUCGCUGACCUCCUCGGCCUUGAUUCACCUGUCCUCCCAACCGCCGCGUCGCUGGGCAAGUCAGGCCUCCAGAUCGUCAACACCACGUCAUCGUUUACUGUGCGCGAGGAUGGCGUCGUGCCUGGGGGAAUUUGGGACGACGAUGAGGAGCGUCGCUUCUACGAGGACCUCCCAGACCUCCUCGACCUUGUUCCUGCGUCCUUACUCGGCGUAAAGGGCAAGAAGUCCGAGAAGGAUGAGGGCGAGAAGGAAAAGGCGCCCGAGGAGGCGACUGACGCUGACGCUGAAGCCGACGCCCAAGCCCAGCUGCGCGAAGAGGAAGACCUCCGUCGCCAGAUUGAACAGAUGGUGCUUGAGGGCGCUUCGAGUGAGGAGGAGACUGUUCAUAUGGACCGGAACGACACCGCCUUCUCGGAAGAGUCUGGUCCAGCAGAGCACGAAGCCCACGAGGAGGAGCCGCAACCCGCUGCUGACGGCGCCGGGGACGAAGAGCUUCAGUCAGGCCCGGCUGCGCGUCUUACUGCGCUCUUCGCUGCUCUUCCGGAGGCGGUCAACCGCGAGAUGAUCGACAAGCUCGCAAUCGAGUUUGCGUUCCUCAACUCGAAGGCCGCGCGUCGGCGGCUUAUCAAGUUCAUCGGCGCUGUUCCAAAGAGCCGCACCGAUCUUCUUCCACACUAUGGCCGCUUCGUUGCCAUCAUCGACAAGUACAUGCCUGACGUUGGCAAGGGUAUCAUCGAGACCCUGGACGAGGAGAUGCGCUACCUCCAGCGCAAGCGGACGGUACGCGAGCUCGACAGCGUCCGGUUGAAGAACGUCCGCUUCUACGGCGAGCUGGCCAAGUUCAAGGUGGCGCGUCCGUACACCAUUCUCCACGUCCUGAAGGUGUUUGUCGACAACUUCAAGUUCAACGUCGAGAAUAUUGCCAACCUGCUGGAGACGUGUGGCCGAUUCCUCCUCCGUUCCGAGGGAACGUCUGAGACGGCCAAGAGCAUGAUCGAGUUGAUGCGCCGCAAGCAGAGCGUCACCCACCUUGACCAGCGCCUGAACAUCAUGCUUGAGAACGCCUUCUACCAGUGCAACCCACCAGAACGCGUCGCACGUGAGGUUGUCGAACUGCCGCCCAUGCAGCUCUACAUCCAGCACCUCCUGUACAACGUGCUGACGAAACGCGCACAGGAAAAAGUGCUCCUCCUCAUGCGUAAGAUGCACUGGGAGGACCCAGAGACCGCAGACUUUCUUCUCCGGACAUUCACAGAGGUGUGGGAGGUUAAGUUUGAGAACAUUGGUAGGAUAGCGGGGAUUGUGUACGACCUUCAGCGAUACCACGUCGACUUCUCCGUCGCGGUCGUGGACCAGGUCAUGGAAGACAUCCGAAUCGGCAUGGAGGAGAACAUCUUCAAGUUCAACCAGCGCCGUAUCGCGAGUGCCAAGUUCCUCGCGGAGCUGUAUAUGUACCGCGUCGUCAACGCGGCGGUCAUCUUUGAGGUGCUCUGGCAGCUGCUGUCGUUUGGACACCCUGAGGGCUUCCCUGUCCCAGGGCGCGACAGCCCCAUCGACUCCGUAGAGGACUUCUUCCGCGUGCGCUUAGCAGGUGUGAUCCUCGACACGUGUGGUAGCUGUUUCGCCAAGGGCUCCUUGCGGCGGAGACUUGACCAUUACCUUGUCGUCCUUCAGCUCUAUGCCGUCUGCAAGGCGGAGAUGCCGAUGGAUGUCGACUUCAUGCUCGACGACCUGCUCGAGACUCUGCGUCCCAAAGGCCGUCCCAAGGGGGUCAAAGACGGACUUGUGGUCAACCGCCUGCGAAACUUUGGAGAGGCGGCCCAGGCCCUCGAUGCAAUGCUGGCGGCUAACGCCACUGACCACGACGACGACGAUGACGAGGAUGAAGGGGAGCGCGCAAGCGAGCCUGGCAUUGAGCGCAUUGACGACACGGACGACGAAGAAGAGACGCCGUCGCCCGACGUCGACGAUGAGGACGAUGACGACGUCGUGCUGAUACGUGACCAGCCUAAAGAGCUCGACGAGUUUGACGAGCGCGCGCAGGACGAGUUCGACCGUGACUUUGCGCGCAUGUUGGCUGACACGACGGUUGAGCGCAAGGCUGCGCCGCCCGUGUUCGACCAGGCUGUGCCUAUGUUCCGCAAGCGACAGCAGAACGGCGAGUCAGACGCGAGUAAGAUGCAGUUCAUGCUGCUGUCCAAGAAGGGCAACAAGCCGCAGGUGCGCUCGGUGGACAUUCCGAUAGACUCGUCGAUCGCGAGCAACGUGCGCACGCACCAGGCGGCGUCGCGGGCGGAGCAGGAGCAGCUGAAGCGUCUCGUGCUGCAGAACGAGAAGCGACUCGAGAACGAGGACCUCGUCAACAUCGAGCAGAGCAUGGCGCGCCGCGGCAUCAAGGUCCGGAUUACAAACUCGUAG
Molecule: messenger RNA, 3303 nt
Organism: Cutaneotrichosporon cavernicola
Lineage: Eukaryota; Fungi; Basidiomycota; Tremellomycetes; Trichosporonales; Trichosporonaceae
Gene: NMD2
Exons: 14
Coding region: 1-3303 (1100 amino acids)
Biological process (GO): nuclear-transcribed mRNA catabolic process, nonsense-mediated decay
Cellular component (GO): exon-exon junction complex; cytoplasm
Molecular function (GO): RNA binding; protein binding
Source: RefSeq, a predicted model, not a curated record